Messenger RNA from Acyrthosiphon pisum (pea aphid), 4184 nucleotides. Its product is annotated as potassium voltage-gated channel protein Shaw. Gene Ontology annotation, biological process: action potential; potassium ion transmembrane transport; protein homooligomerization. Gene Ontology annotation, cellular component: axon terminus; neuronal cell body membrane; postsynaptic membrane. The record is from RefSeq and is a predicted model, not a curated record. The coding region runs from base 1251 to 3065 and encodes 604 amino acids. NCBI's taxonomy places the organism in Eukaryota, Metazoa, Arthropoda, Insecta, Hemiptera, Aphididae. Gene Ontology annotation, molecular function: delayed rectifier potassium channel activity; protein binding. The transcript has 11 exons.
UGAAUACAAUUUAAAACGAUACAUUUUCUGGUUUUUAAUCGAAAGGCUCGAGAUUCGUGACCGAGACGUAAUUAACUUGGUUAUAUCUAUUCGUAUGUAUAAGAGAUAACAUAAUACUGAUCACGUGGACACCUUUUGAAGUAUCAUUCUCUAACUUCGAGAUCUUUAAUAUAUUAUAGCUUUGAAAAAUUACCUUAAAAGUAAAAAUGCACGAAAAAUCCCAAAUGAAAUAGUUUAAAUUUAUAUAUAUUUUUUUAAUUACUUUAUUAUAUUGAAAACGAAUUUCAUGCUCGAAAAUCAGUGGUGCAGAGCACUCGGAAAAUAUUAAAUCCACGUGCUAAUAAUAACUACAUAACAUGAGUGUUAAAACGAAGGCACGUCAUAAUAAUAUUAUUACGUAUAUCAUACACGGCCCCGGAAUCCUUCUCGUCUCAAUAUUAUGACUGCUGUCAUCGACACGUGCGUGUGCGGUAUUCGAGCAGGGCCGCGUGUGCACCCUUUUGUAAUGAAAAUAUUGUACAUUUUAAACGCCAACGCGAGAAAAUAAUAAUAUAUAUAUAUCGACAGGAUCUGACGUACAGCUGCGGUCGCAUACGACGUGAAAAAGCUGUAAAGAUAUGUAUAGAUAUCUUGUAUAUAGAUAUGCGUGUGUCGAGAGAGUGUUCUCCUUCGUUUUUCGCGUGUGGCGCAGCUCAUAAUAUUAUUAUUAUUAUCAAUGAUGAUAAUAAUAAUAAUAAUAAUAUACGUGCUAUUUGGCGUUUGUUUUUGCCCUCGGGUAUCGUCUAAAAAUAUUCAUCGAUCUAAUCAUCACAACCGCGGUGCACUGCGCGCGCUAGUUUGGUACUUUAUACAUAUUAUUUUAAAUAUAAUAUUCAUACGCGUGUGCGCGUAAAUUUUGCGUGGAUAAUGGAUAUAGAGUAAUCGCUUCAGUUUUGAACGUGACACAGUAGUGCGAAGACUGUGCUGGACGCGCGACGUCACGCGACAUUACGACGUUUUGAUGACAAUCGGAAUAAAAAAUUAUUAAUAAAUUAUAAUAAAAAAUAUAAAACAUAAAAAACCGUGCACGUGUGGUUUUUCGUUGUUGAAACAUUUCGUACCGUUAUAGAAAAAUAAUAUUUUAAUAUGACAUAAACACCGAUCAGAAGUUACGUCCCGUCGCGUGCCAAACCACGGAUCGGGAUCACAGACCAGAUACGACCACACGCUUCACGAUCUAACGAUGCGUGACGACCAAGGUCACAGUUGACAUGGAUGGUGAGAACAGGAUCAUACUAAACGUCGGUGGUAUCCGUUACGAGACCUACAAAGCCACAUUGAAGAAAAUACCAGCUACGAGGCUUAGCAGACUCACCGAAGCUUUAGCCAAUUACGAUCCUGUGCUCAACGAGUAUUUUUUUGAUAGGCAUCCAGGCGUGUUUGCCCAAGUACUCAAUUACUAUAGGACGGGAAAACUACAUUACCCGACAAACGUUUGUGGACCGCUUUUCGAGGACGAGCUGGAGUUUUGGGGACUCGACUCGAAUCAGGUAGAGCCCUGUUGCUGGUCCACUUACAGCAUUCACAGAGACACCCAGGCGACCCUCGCCAUUCUCGACAAGCUGGAUAUCGACUCCGAGAAACCAAACGAGGAGGAAGUUGCCAGAAUGUUUGGUUACGAGGAAGAAUACUUGGCUGGAACACUGAACCUUUGGCAGAGGACCAAGCCAAAACUAUGGGCGCUCUUCAACGAACCGCAUUCGUCGUUAUCGGCCAAGGUAAGUGUGGUGGUCGCUGUCAUAUCGGUGUUUUUUAUAUGCGUGUCCGUACUGUCGUUCGCGCUGAAAACUCAUCCUGACUUACGAGUGGCGACAUUGAGGAACGUGACCGUGCCCAAGGAUCGGCCGCCAGCCCCGGGCGAGGACCCUCCGAUGGAAUGGGUACUCAGCAAGGACCGGACCGAUCCUCACGAGGCUUUUUUCUACGUGGAGCUCGUUUGUAACGUUUGGUUCACAUUCGAACUCCUGGCUAGAUCUAUCGUAACCCCUAACCUCGUGCACUUCGCCAAGUCUCCGGUAAACAUCAUCGACUUCGUAGCUACGCUCAGCUUCUACACGGACACCAUGCUGCAGAGCACUCUGGCCCACCGUUUCGAUAACACCGAAAUUCUAGAAUUUUUUUCGAUCAUUCGCAUCCUAAGGUUGUUCAAGCUUACCAGACACUCGCCAGGGCUGAAAAUACUCAUACACACAUUCAAAGCGUCCGCAAAGGAGCUCACUCUGCUCGUGUUCUUCUUGGUGUUGGGAAUCGUCGUUUUCGCCAGCCUGGUGUACUACGCUGAACGAUUGCAGGCCAAUCCACAGAACGACUUCAAGAGCAUACCGGAAGGAUUGUGGUGGGCAAUCGUAACCAUGACCACGGUCGGAUACGGCGACAUGGCGCCCAAGACGUACAUGGGCAUGUUUGUCGGUGCUCUGUGCGCGUUGGCCGGCGUGCUGACCAUUGCACUCCCCGUUCCUGUCAUCGUGUCGAACUUCUCCAUGUUUUACUCACACACACAGGCCCGUUCAAAGUUACCAAAAAAAAGGAGAAGGGUGCUACCUGUGGAGCAGCCUCGACCAAAACGUUGUGACGCCGUCUGUGCGGGUGUCAUGGGUGCUGCUGGGCUGAUAGGAAAUCGUAGAAUGGUCGCCACUCCUACCCCCGGAGCGAUACUCAAAGAUAGUUUCGUAACUCCAAAAUUAGGCAACAUUAACGGGAUGAACGUGCUGAGUCUCGCGUUCCAAGCACCACAAAUACCUGGCAUGUCUGCACCGUCUUUUUUGCCGUACAAUUCACCCCCGAGACACUCGCAGGGACCGCAAGACUCAUUUCCCGGAGGUGUACUUAACGGCCGUGGCGGAAUUGUGGCCCCGGCACCACUCCAACCAAGGGCGGCGACGAUUGAAUCCGUAUUCCUUCCGUUACAGCCAAGUUUGUUGGUGUCCUUGGGCGAGGACUCCAGGCCUCAGGACAUUGUAAUGCAGAGGACGUCUUCGUUGCCAAACUCAUCCGGAAACGAUUCUGUCAAUCCGUCGUCUUCAUGAACAUUUUGCUCACGUUAGAUUGUUUUUUAUUUUUAGAUUCGUUUGCAAUGUUUGCAUUGGCCCAACGCCAUCUAGUGUCGGAAUGACGGCGGUGAUCGGCACCGGAAAACCGAAUUCGUUCGCAACACAGAUAGCGGAUACUCAUUCACAAACGCUAUAAUGUUAUUAUUACACUUCUGUUCCAAACAGGCUGAAUAUUUUUCGUACAUCUAAUUUAAUUCUAAAAAUAAUAUUGAUAUUGAAUGAACAGGCGAAGCCCGGGUAUAUAUAGUCCAUCGUUACUUUUAGAUGCAUCGAAUGUUGUCAAUCCAACUUUCGAUGGUCGUCGAAUGUGCGAAGUAAUUUUUUGUGUGCGGUAACAGAUAGGUAGACCUAAUCAUAUUUUUUGAAUGACCACCAUGGGAGAAAAAUUAAUUAUGCAUGACGCAUGUUUACCAUGAUUCUAAGUCUUUGAAAUUAAAUAAAAACAAUACACGUGUGUAAUUUAAUUUUAGUUCAUAAACCAAUCGCACGUGCCAAAUAUUAUUUAAAAAACGUAUUGUAUAAAUAUUUUUCUUUCUGUUAUAUUUUACGAAAAACCCAUCACCGUGGUCCACUUUAUGAAAUUUGUUCAAUCUAUAAUAUAAUUUAUUAAUAACAUUAUAAUAAUAUAAUAUAUUGUACGUUACCACGCUUAAAUAUUGUAUAACAAUGUCCAACACUACGUUCAUUUUACCCUUUUAUAAAUAUUAUGUGUUUAAUACAUUUUCAUUAUUCUGUGAUAUUUUGUUAUAUACAUAUUAUUAUGUGUCUUUUUUUUUUAAUUUUUAUUUUGAUAAUAAUUUAGUCUUAACUAUAUAAUAUUAUAAAAAAAAUAAAUGAAAAUUGUGUAUUUUCGAUGUCAAAGUAAAUCUGUUUGGAACCCACUAAUACCGAAUGACUGAUAAUUAUAUUAUAUAUUAUAUAUAUUAUACAUAUUGAGUCUUGCAAUAGAUAAAAGAAUAUACGGGGUCAUAGAUGAAUAGGAAAUUUACGAAUAUAUUAAAAUAUUACCGUAAUAAUAAUUUAUGUUGUCAAUAUGCAUUUGUAAAUUCGUUGCACUGUUGUUUUUAAUUUAAAAUAAAAAUAUAUACCUACCAA